Drosophila obscura is the source of this 926-nucleotide messenger RNA. Its product is annotated as collagen alpha-1(XVII) chain. Bases 144 to 926 code for a protein of 260 amino acids. The transcript is spliced from 2 exons. The record is from RefSeq and is a predicted model, not a curated record. NCBI's taxonomy places the organism in Eukaryota, Metazoa, Arthropoda, Insecta, Diptera, Drosophilidae.
CUUUAAAUUAAUGGCCCAAAGAUGGCCAACAAUUGAUUGAACCACUCCCAAGAACUCUUUUUUUUUUUGGCAGAUCUUAUCAUCGGGUAUUUUUUGGGUAUAAAACUGGCCACACACCAAGCGAAUUCAAGCAGUUGUCCGACAUGAAGCCAAGUGUACAAAUAUUGGUUCUUUUGGGUCUCCUUUCCCCGCUGAUUGAGGCCCGUCUUUCGGGACUUCGUCGUGUCCAUGGCUCUGGUCGCAGUGCUCUGGAGGAGCCACAAAUUGUGAUCUACUCCUCGCAGGGCGAACACAUCAAGCGAUCGGAUGACGAAGAGGUGACCUUCCAGGAGCCACAAAUCAUCGAAGCAAAACCCGGUGCAGAAAAAGACAGUCGCAAGGUCCCCGACUAUCUCUAUUCGAAUUCCAUUCCCAUGGUGAACGAUCAGAAUGUCAAGUAUGUGGUGCCCCAAGUGGCUGCCUAUCCUGUGGCCUAUGGCCCCUCCCUCCUCGCCAAUCAGAAUCAGAACCAAAACCGCAUCAAUCCGGGUCUGUCCUAUGUGAUGGUGCCACGCGUCCAGCUGGGCUUCAAUCUCCAAGGACAAUCGGGCUUAAAUUGGCCCAAUCUGAAUCUGCUGAACCCUUCGAAUGGCGACUCUGCCGCCGAAAAGGAGGAGCCUAUGGGACCCACUGCCUACAUUCCCAUUCCCGUGCCCGGGCCUCCUGGCCCGCCAGGGCCGCCUGGCAUGCGUGGCCCUGCCGGACCCACGGGUCCACGUGGUCCACGUGGCCCCCCUGGCACCCCUGGCGAAUCUGCUGUUCAUGCUCAGUCCCAGAAGCCCUCACAUAAUACCCCGCAGAGCAUUUGGUAUACGCAGACGAGCAACAAUCAUAAUAAUAAGCCGCAAUAUGCUGAACACUUUUCGAAUAAUGGUUACCAAAGUUAA